AUGACACAGACACACCCAGAACCAACACCAGCAACGCUGACGACGCUCGCCGCGCUCGGCCUGCCCCGCCUGCCCCCGCUCGAGCCAACACGGCGCGACGCCGCGGCGUGGGGGACGCUCAAGCCCAAGCCGCGCCAACGCGUGCUCUUCACGCACGUCGGCGCGCCGCGCUCCGUCCUCUCCAGCCGGCUGAACGCCGCGCUCGCCACCCCGGCAAUGGCAGCGGCCCUCGCCCCCUCCGGGCCAGUGGCGAGCCUGGCCGCCCUGGGGCCCGUGCGCACCCGGCUCGCAGCCAACGCCGACCUGCCUGCCGCGGGGCGUACAGGCGCCAGCUCCCUCAUCCUCGCGAGCCUGUUCGACCCGCUCAACGCGGCGCUGUGGGCGUCCGAGGUGGCCGGCACGGAUACGACCGCGCGCGGGUGGCGCGUCGCGCCAGCACACCAGCUGCACGACGUCGAGCUGCUGCUCCGCGGCCGCCCAGUCGUGGUAUACAAGCACGAGUCGAGCGCGAGCCUCCCCUCCGACGUGCUGGCGGGGCUCGCGCCGCACGUCGCCAAGCUCGUGCUCGGCGACAGCGGCGCCUGGUGCCCGCAGUGCAUGGAGACGGUGGAUUUCGGUAUCGAUAUCGGCACGUUCUGCGACGAGUGCGGCACGGAGGAGGGCGCAGUGUAUCGCGACCUGACGGAGGAGAUCUGGGCAAUCUUCCAGCGCGCCCCGACAGCGCGGUAUCUGCUCCUGUCGAACGACGACGCCGUGAUCCUCGUCCGCAGGGCAGGCGAGUCAAAGCUCAGCAUCACGUCCACGAUCCCAGCGACCAAGACGAGCGCGGACAAGCUGGCCAAUGCGCCGCUGACGGGCGGCAUCGGGCCACUCGUGCUCGCGCUCUCCGUGCUCGACGAGGACGAGUACGCCGGUGGCUGGCCCGGCGCAAGGAUACCACCCAAGCUUGAGGUGCACGGCGUGGAAGAGAACGGGUCGAACGGAGCGGCGGCCAACGGCGCCGCCGAGGUUAACGGGAAGGAGUAG
This is a messenger RNA of Vanrija pseudolonga, 1026 nucleotides long. RefSeq lists its product as uncharacterized. Bases 1 to 1026 code for a protein of 341 amino acids. The record is from RefSeq and is a predicted model, not a curated record. NCBI's taxonomy places the organism in Eukaryota, Fungi, Basidiomycota, Tremellomycetes, Trichosporonales, Trichosporonaceae. The transcript has 2 exons.